Protopolystoma xenopodis is the source of this 801-nucleotide messenger RNA. The record is from the annotation of a GenBank genome assembly. NCBI's taxonomy places the organism in Eukaryota, Metazoa, Platyhelminthes, Monogenea, Polystomatidea, Polystomatidae.
CCGCUGCUGGCACCGACCGGUCAGUCUGCAGCGACAGUUUCGCCUCGAACGCGGCGUCUCUCGCCGUCGACGACGUCCCUCCGACCGACAGUCCUGACGCGCGUGGACCAGAGCCCCGAGGCCGAGAUCAGCGCCGGCUCUGUCAGGCGCGACUGUCGGCAGAGGCGGGCCGGCUCGAUCAGGCCCUCGGAGACGCAGCAUCCAGUCGACGAGGGGCUGUUGGAGGCGGCGAUGCGGCGCGGCCCGCCAAUCAAGUCCGGCCAGGCCAUUCCUCGCGACCUCGCCGUCGCCUUGAUUGCCUGUUUCCCCAAAGCCAUCACCAAUCACGACGUCGACUCGCCCACUAGCCCGGCCUUUGUCCGUCUGCCCGGUUCAGGCGAGUCGAGCAACGGCGAAGCAAGCCGGUCAACGUCGGCGCCGACGUUGGGAGUCGCCAACGGCGAGAGUCCCAGCUCUGACGGCGCCGGCGGCGCCAGUUGCAACCCUUCGCAUCCGCGCCUCAACCAGUCAGUCGAGGCGGCCGCGGUGGCGGCUGUCUCCAACUGUCUGGCCCAGCGCCAGGACCGCGCUAUGCUCUCGUGCCUGGCCGGAGCCCCGUUCACCUGGCGACGCUUGAUUGAGUCCUCGGAGGCCUGGCGACACUUCUACCUCAGCUGCCUGACGCGAAGUCGAUCCGGCGAAGCGGCUCUCGGUCAGGUCAACUGGGAGAACGUGAUCACGCUUGUGUUGGCCCUUAAAAUGGCGGAAUACGACCUUCUUGAGGUACAGAAUAGGAUUUUCGAGGUGAGACAGAUUCACUAG